This is a messenger RNA of Mesocestoides corti, 3135 nucleotides long. The record is from the annotation of a GenBank genome assembly. Lineage: Eukaryota; Metazoa; Platyhelminthes; Cestoda; Cyclophyllidea; Mesocestoididae.
AUGGCAGCCCCGAUGGAAGCCCCCACGACAUCUCGGCGGGAAGGUUGCUCAGACAUCCAGAAGCAAGACGAACGAGACAGACUUCAAGAAGGUAUCGUCUCGUCUUGCAUAAUUUCUCAGUCACCUCCUACGGAAAUAGUUAAUACAACAACUACUACUUCAACAAUCACGGAUUCUAACGGCAGAGUGAAGAAACUUAAGACAACGACCACAACCACCCUCCGGACUACCACCACGGUCCGGCGGGUCUGCGUGGUUGCGCCCGGCGAAUUGGGCGGUGAGAAUGCGCUUGUUCCGAUUGGAGAUCCCCCCUCAGGCAUGCAGCCCAUCGAAGCCACGUCCUCCGACCUUGGCCUACCAUCUGCUGGCAGCCAAGAAGUCGUUCGUUUGACACACAUCUCCGGUGGUAAAGAUAGCUCUACCCAAGGACAGAAUAUAACCCAGCUUACAUUUAUGAAACCGCAAACAUCUACGUCAGAAGUUGUGGAGGUCCAUACAGACGCCGAUCCAGCUGCCUCUGAAGCAACGGACAGUGCGAAUGGCAAAACAACUACAAAGACUGUUCGCAAACGUGUAACUACCUCCGUUGCAGCUGUAUUUGCUUCACGUCACACAAAAGUGGACGGAAAUAGCUCCCCACACCCGCUUAAAGGCGCGCGGCUUGACCCCAUGAGUAGCGACAUAGUGGAGAAACUUAGUCAGGUUCAUCCGGAGGAUGGCAGUGUAUUUUUCGAUGGAAAUACCGAUUUCACAAACGAUGAUUCUGCUGCAAUGACCGCGUUAAGAGAAUGCGAACGGCAAUUUGCUACUCGGCUUGAACUCACAGGUAAUCCAGAUCUGAGUCAAUCGACAAUCACGAUGGAUCACUACACUAAUGAGAAAGGCAAAGCCGUGACAACCAAAACAGCUACACUGAAGGCCAAUGCCUUUCCCUCGCUCUUUGAUGGCCUUCCUCUUUACCAGGGCUAUGGCAUGAUCAGCCAGCACAUGAAGGAUAAUGAUCAGUCGGAAUCACCAGUGUCAAUAUUUUUCAAUGGAUGGCUCGAUCAGAUCGAUGUUGCGUCACUCACAAAAAUGUUUGAGGAUGCGUCUAGCACCGGUCUCUUAUCAAACGAAUUAAGUAAUAUCUUUAGUGAUCUGUCGAUUUCUCCGAAAUCAGCCAUUAAAGGACCUGGCGUCGAAAUAGAGGACGUGACAAGUGAGGACGAGAAGGACUCACUGGUUUUCGACUCAAAGUCGGGUGAUGUGCCCACUAGGAAAGAGUCAACUCAGUCAUCUCACGAAGAUAGAGGAGCAGCGACUGAUGACAGAAUUCCUACAGACGAAGAAAAGAUUUGUUACAAAAAUCAGAUCCUUAACCAACUCAGCACAAAAACGGGACCAUGCAGGAUCGCAUGGUCCGAAAUGCCUGAGGCAAUGUUUGAGGUCAUCACCUCGGAGGCGUCAUAUUACAGAAGCCUGCAAGUUCUCAUUGAGCAUUUCUAUGGUGCACCGGAAUUCGAUUGUUCGAGAUCGGCUACCACAAUUCCAGAAGAGAGCACAAAUGAAACUGAUGGUGAAUGCACUUCCUGCCAAUCGGGAGACGCUUCCAGCUUCUCGAAGUCCGCCAGCCAGAAUAAUGCGCUCUCCGGCGGCAGUAGAACUGGGUCGAUUACGGGACUUGGUGAAGUCGGCCCUGCUCCAGUCGUCAAGCCAGUUCUGAGCCCCACCGAAAAACACCACCUUUUCUCAAAUGUCCUUCUGAUCUGUAUGGCAAGUGAACGAUUCCUACAAGAUCUUGAAGCCAGGUGGUCAUCGGAAAAACCUCUGCUGAAUGAAGUCUGUGACCUCAUUGUCAAGCAUGCUGGAAGCGUGCACUUCGAACCAUAUCUCACAUAUCUCCGUAAUCAGACCUAUCAAGUCGCUGCCUACCGUCGGCUCAAUCGGCGUGAAGACUUUCAAAAGGCCAUUGCAAGAAUGCACGCACAUCCCGCGGUUGGCAAAAACCACCUCGACUCUUUUCUGGCCUUGCCGAUGCAGCGGCUGACCCGGCUCAAACUCCUUGUCGAGGUUAUUCAGAAGUUGCAGGCCGUGGUCGCCAGCGACGCAGAGGAGCGUGCUAUCACGGGGUCAACAGAAACCAUGACACCUGCUGCCACGGAAGGCAUACGGCGAAUGAAAAUCACUCCGCAACAGCAAGAAAACGCUAGUAUUGCUUUGAGGGAGUUAAAAAGGCUACUGUCUGAAAGCGAAUCAGAAAAGAAGCUCAUGGACGAGAAAGCACGGCUGCUGGCGCUUUCCUCGGCCCUCGAAUUCCCCGAAAAUGUUAAGAGAAUUGCAAUCAGCGACAAACGACUCAUCAAAGAGGGCGAGCUGCGUUCAGCUACCUCCGAUGGUAAGGCAACAGUGUUGUUGAAAAAGCUGGGCAGAAAAAAGCCUGAAACCUUCUACCUCAUUCUCUUCAACGACCUGUUAAUGGUUACCAAACUUAAAAAGAAUGAUCGCUAUCUAGUCCAGGACUAUUGUCCACGUGACAAGGUAUACGUAACGAUUGGGAACCCAAGUGAUGCAUCCACGCACAUCACAACUGGAUCCGCAUCUCGCUCACAGACGCUAGGUUCCAAUAAUUAUGGUGGACUCAGACGCCAGAAGCGUCCAAGCGCGGGUCUGCUGGGACUAAAAGGGAUACCACGGCACCACACCACCACUCUCGAGGUACCAGAAGGUCUCUUUAAGACAGCUUCUGAUAAUCCACAUGCUAACCUCCCGUCUGGUGGCUCACUGAGUUCUGCCUCAUCGAAUUCGAGUACAAUUGAGGUUUGCGGAACAGCUUCCUCCACUUCACCACCACUGAGCCCCACUCGGCCACCCUCGGUGCGCUUGCGCAGGUCUGGAAGCAGCCUCAGUUCGAAGUCUGUUCCUAGUGGUUCCUCAUAUUCGUUCUCUUCAGCUGGUGCAUGCACCAUUCACCGUGAUCUCCCUCUUCUGCUAUACGUUUGCUUGACUGAAAGCCAAAGCGGAACAUGUACUGAGUUUUGUUUCACGACAAAUGAUAGUGCCGAGUAUGAAGCCUGGUAUCGAGCACUUCACUCAAAAUCCCUCAAGCUGAACAGUAUCAACACUGGGUCGGAUGAACAACAGGUGAUCAGUGAAUAG